CCCGCACUUGUGCUUGCGUUCGACGACCAUCUCCUCGAAGACGGCUGUCCCCACUUUGUAGAUCAAUUAUCUACAUUGAGGCUCAGCGGAAUGCCUCCACUAUCUGGGCUCCAACGAGAUGUCUUCGCUAUGUACCGCCGUGCCCUCCGCAUGGCCGCGCGUAAGGACCCCGCCAAACGCGCCGACUGGACGACCUUCAUACGCUACACCUUCCGCACACGCGCAACCUCUGUAGGCCCGCGAGACAUAGGUGCCAUUGAGUACCUACUGCGACAAGGACGGAAGCAACUGGAGCUAUAUGAGAGCCCGAGUGUGCGCGAUUGCUCAGUGACUUCGGAGAUGCACGCUUGGGAAGAAGGGAGGAGACGAAGGUGGAGGAACGAGGAGGAGAGCAGGUGAUGGAGAGAGAGAGAAGGUCUUGCGUUUAUCUUCGGCCUGCCUACUCCUCAGUAUUAUUCCACGGGUUACCUUUUGCCAUUCUCGCCUCUCCAUCACAUUUCAAUAUGAAGUAUAGGUCCUCUCGUAA
Schizophyllum commune H4-8 is the source of this 526-nucleotide messenger RNA. RefSeq lists its product as uncharacterized. The record is from RefSeq and is a predicted model, not a curated record. The transcript has 4 exons. NCBI's taxonomy places the organism in Eukaryota, Fungi, Basidiomycota, Agaricomycetes, Agaricales, Schizophyllaceae. Gene Ontology annotation, biological process: mitochondrial respiratory chain complex II assembly. The coding region runs from base 91 to 399 and encodes 102 amino acids. Gene Ontology annotation, cellular component: mitochondrion.